AUGCGUAAAGGAGAGAAAUAUGUCAUCGGAAGGGGAGAGUCCUCAGGGGACAAGCUCGAGCGAGGAAGAGCAGGAGAGGCCAGUCGAGGUUCAUCCGCACCGCCGAUCUCGCAAGAGGAAGCCGACGGCGACGUUGGAGCCGUGCUCCAAAAAGCCCAUGAUGACACGGAAGCAGCGACUAUUGGGUUGGGAAGAAGAGGAGGAGGAUCAUCAGAGAUUAUUAUGCUCCUCGUCUCCGCUGUCCACAGCCUCCUCGUCGUCGUCCAAGAGCCCAUUCCGUCCGUGGGACCACGAACCGAAAGCGUCGAGGAAAAGCCCGCCACCGUUGCCCCUCUACCCGUUAUGGCCCGGUUCCUUGGUCCAGGACGAAGAUUGCUCUCCGUCCUCGAAGCCCAAGCAACAACGGAGCUACAAGAGCAUGACUCGAGAGCGGCGAAUGGAAGCGAACGCUCGCGAGCGGACACGUGUUCACACCAUCAGUGCCGCGUUCGAGAGUCUUCGCGGUGUGAUCCCCACGUAUUCCAACAAUAAUAAGUUGUCCAAGCUGAGCAUCCUCCGUAUCGCUUGCUCCUACAUCCUCGCUCUGUCCAGGUUGGCCGGUUUGGACUAUAGUAAAGACGCAUCCCGACCCUCGUUCGCCGAUUGUGUGGAUGCUGUCGCCAAAACUAUCCAGACGGAAGGGAAACUGAAGUAGAUCCUGCUCCUGCAUCAGCGUGCAUUUCUCUCAUCUGUGAUACCUGCUUUUCUUCGUGGAGAAGGGACUUGAUUCUCUUUCACUUUUGUGCAAGUACAAACAUGAAGAGCGUCUCGUGUGGGACUCGCGCGUCAGCCCGCGACAAGAUUUAUUCAGAGCUUUCUUUUCCACCAUAUUUGGUUUUCUAUUAUUGUUGGGGAGAAUGGGUACGUUGAGAAUAAAACAAAAUCCCGAUGUCGAAAAUAAGUUCCGAGAUUGCAGUGAUCGCCCA
Messenger RNA from Darwinula stevensoni, 965 nucleotides. The record is from the annotation of a GenBank genome assembly. Lineage: Eukaryota; Metazoa; Arthropoda; Ostracoda; Podocopida; Darwinulidae.